Messenger RNA from Salarias fasciatus (jewelled blenny), 1710 nucleotides. RefSeq names its product zinc finger and BTB domain containing 8B (gene zbtb8b). Lineage: Eukaryota; Metazoa; Chordata; Actinopteri; Blenniiformes; Blenniidae. Bases 131 to 1681 code for a protein of 516 amino acids. Gene Ontology annotation, molecular function: protein binding; DNA-binding transcription factor activity, RNA polymerase II-specific; RNA polymerase II cis-regulatory region sequence-specific DNA binding. Gene Ontology annotation, biological process: regulation of transcription by RNA polymerase II. The transcript is spliced from 5 exons. The record is from RefSeq and is a predicted model, not a curated record.
AUUGCUGAAAGCGGAACUGGAUGGCUUUGUGGACACUGUGGGACAAUGAGCUACGCUAAACACGACUUUUCCGCGAGUUUUAAGGAUUUAUAACCUCCAGCGUAAUAACACAGUCGUCUGAGGUACAAACAUGGAAGUGCCUUGUUACCUGCCCAAACUGCUGUUUGAGCUCAACGAGCAGCGGAAACGUGAUUUCUUCUGUGACUGCAGCAUCCUGGUGGAAGGUCGUGUCUUCAAAGCUCACCGCAAUGUGCUGUUUGCUGGGAGUGGAUACUUUAGGGCCCUUCUGGUUCAUUAUCUGCAGGACAGUGGACAGCGGUACAGCACCGCAUCGCUGGACAUUGUAACUGCAGAUGCCUUUUCUAUUAUCCUGGACUUCCUGUACUCGGGCCGGUUGGCUCUGAACAGGAGUAACGUCAUUGAAGUGAUGUCCGCAGCCAGCUACCUGCAGAUGACGGACUUGGUGAAUUUCUGUAAAUCAUACAUUCGUUCAUCUUUGGAGAUUUGCAGCAAGGAGAAGGAGCGGUGCACAGAAAAAGAAAACCAGCCGGAGGACAGAGCGAUGGGCCCUGCAGACAGUGGUACUCCCACUGCAGCGAUCUCUGGUGAAGAAGGAGAUGCAGAGCCCUGUUCAGAGGCCGCAGAGGCUGACGGAGAGUCCGCCGGUGGUACGGAAUCAGUGACCUCGGCGCCAGGCUCCAGCAGGGACAUGGACCGCGCUUACACUUCCAGGGAGGAGUUUACAUCGGGGACUGAAGAACAGAAGGGACAUAUGGAGCAGACCAACCUGUCAUCCUCCUCACCUUCUGCUUUGACUCCAGAGUUAGUGAACCCUAAGAUAGAAUAUGACCCUGAUGAGGAACUUAUAGAGUCCCCCGACAACAAAGACCUUGCAUCGUAUUCUGGGCCGUCACUGCAUAAUAGCCAUCAUAGCAGACUACUCCCCCCGAGUCCCUCUCCUUCUAGUGAGCGCUCUCCUUUGGGAUACAGCCCGUCCUUUAAUGCCAGGCAGCUGAUGGAGAUACUGGCCAGAGGUGAAGGUCCCAGCCCUCUGGGGGACAGAGCGGGCCAGCGCUUCACUCAAGGACUCGGUAACAGCGCUGGAGGAAGCAGAAUGGAUGAAGGUCUGGGCUUUGGGGGUUCUUCCAUCAUGGAGAUCCAGACGGAUUGGCUGGGAGAGGACACAGGUGAUGGGCUGGUAGUGCCGGUGAAGCUCCACAAGUGUCCUUUCUGCCCGUACACAGCCAAACAGAAGGGGAUCAUGAAGAGACACAUACGCUGCCACACAGGAGAAAGGCCCUUCCCCUGCCCCAUGUGCGGCAAGAGGUUCACCCGGCAGGAGCACCUCCGCAGCCACGCGCUCAGUGUUCACAGACACUACUGGCCGGUGUCGUGCAAGAGCUGCAGGCGAACCUUCACCGGAUCGAGCGUUUCGCCCGGCCUCAGGCGCUUCGGCAUCUGCGACAGCUGCAACUGCGUGACCACCACCCACGACGACUCCACCCCUGGACACCCGUCCAGCCAGCCGGAGGCCAUGGAGCGCUCAGACGGAGGCACUGAUUGGUCCAGUUUUAUGGACGACGUAGACGAGGUGGAGGUGGGCAGGGUGGAGGACUUGGUGGAGAAACAGAUGCUGGACAGACAGCUGGCUGUCUGUGCUGAUGUGAGUCACACACUGUGAAUUUCUUGUCCGUCAUCCUUGAAGUAGAA